Molecule: messenger RNA, 984 nt
Organism: Cuscuta campestris
Lineage: Eukaryota; Viridiplantae; Streptophyta; Magnoliopsida; Solanales; Convolvulaceae
Source: the annotation of a GenBank genome assembly
GCGAGCAUUUGUUUAGUCGUUCUACACUUGGGUUUUUGUGAUGGUGUCAGUUUUGGUGAAUCUUCGAAAACAUGUUCAGAAUCUAUCUUGACUUCUUGAGCCGCCAGACGCCGUUCUUCACCGGCCAUCCUCCCCUGCCGUUCGACCACGCCGGCGUCGCGCAAGCCAGAGCCUCCUCGCCGCAGCCAAUCGCCACUGCUUCCUUCGCCAGAGGUCCGCCGUCAGCAUCAGCGCCGCCGACGACGGUUCACCUCGUCGUGCUGCCGUUCGUCGCCUCCACUGCCAGCGUCGGUCGUCCUCGUCAUCGAGCUGCAGCGCCGCCAAUCGCCGCUGUUUCGCCUUCGCCGGAAGUCCGCCGCUCAUCACCGUCGAGCGCCGCCAAUCGCCUCCAACCGUCGCCCUUAGCUCAGACCGCCAACAGCUGCCGCUCCGCCACUGUCGCCGGCAUCCGUCACCGUCGCCGCAUCCAGCCGCUGCCCCGGAUUGAUAUCGCCGGCAGAUUAACCUCCACGCCGGAUUGAUUGGUCGAUUUUGUAUUUUGACUCAAUUUGACCCGUUCGUUUGAUUUCGUUGAUUUGUCUUCCGUUCGAGCUAUCGAUUCGAUUUCGGCGUAAUCCAGGUCCGUACCAUGAAGUUAAUAGCGUUUAGAAUAGAUUUAAUGGGCCUGGUCAGUGAGGUUAAGACGUGCGCACGAGGGUCUGUGAUCUUGGGUUUGAGGCUAUCGCCCGAGGGAUCCUACCUCCACCGAAUUGAGGCUAUCUUCGGCAUUACACAUUGAGGCUAUCUCCGUCAUAGGCAUUAAAUGUUAAGUGGUUUGACUUUCGUGAAAGUCUAAAUUGGUUUGACCGGUGGCCAAAGAGUUAAUGAGGAAUCCUUAACACCUAAAUCGUUUCGAAAAGAAAGAAAAUAAGUUGACUGUUGGUCAACCGUCUAAAGAACCGAAUGUAAAGUUGAAUUGAUUUUUAUUAAAAGGAUAAACAUAUG